CGGGCAGUCUCCGUUCUCUGAACAGAUACUUGCCCAUGUCAGUGAGCGCUGCGGCCGAGUCGAUAGCAUCGCGACCUACCCGAUUCCUCUCGAGAUAUGGCGUGGCAUCACGGCCCUGUGAAGAAAAUUAUUACGUAAAAAAGGUACUCAAGAGCAAAACUUAAAUAUAUUUUACAUGGUUAAAAAUGGCCAAUGAGGCGGUUUUGAAAUAUCUGACCGACACAAAUCGACCAUAUUCCUGUGCUGAUGUCACGGUGAAUCUACGAGGUGCGUUCACAAAGUCGGCCAUACAAAAGGCUCUGGAUUAUUUGAGUGAAAAUGGCAAAAUAAAAUGUAAAUUAUAUGGGAAACAGAAAGUGUAUGCCAUCGUACAAACCGAUGUUGUAGUGGAAGGCGAUAAUGACAUCGACGAUUACGACAACCUCGUGAAAACCUUAACACAGAGCAUUGCUGACAAGAGCAAUUCACUAAAAACAGCUGAGGCGAAUUUGAAACAACUGACUGCCGCGCCUACGACCGACUCCGCCAAAGUUCAGAUCCAAGAUAUUAAAAAUAAGCUUCAGAAAUUACAGAAUAAGUUGGAUACACUUAGGUCCUCUAGUGAAAUAGUUAGCACUGAAGAGAAGAAGAUUAUAUUGUCUGAACAUGAUAAGUUUCUUAGAGAAUACAGCCAAAAGAAAGUGCUCAUCAGGUUGGACAACAUUCAAGCCGUCGUUUCCAUAAUCCGGGUGAUUUAGCUGGUCUAUAAUGGUUCUGCAUCAGGUGUUCCAGAGGCUCCUAUUACCUUCGCAACCUCAGCAGGAUUUUUUUUGUAAUAAUGUGAUUAAUAAAAUAAAAAUAGGUAACUACUUACUUUAAGAUAAAAAAUAUUACGAAAUCUUUUAUCGAUACGUGACUAUCACAAAAACCGGUGUACCGAUAACAUCUGUAAGAUCCAAUCGAUUUAAAUCGAUAUGCGAUCCGAUGAUCACGUCACGUGCUCGAUAGCACGUGGAAUCGAUAUAAUUGUGUCAUUAAUCAAUAUGUUGACCAUAUUGUACCUACUAUGCAGAUGUUUUAAUAGCUUAAUGAUUAAAUUGCAUGUAAAUUGCUACUACUUAUUUAAAUAUUACUUGAUACCUAUCAUGUUCUGAAUCAGUAUGUGCUAAUAAGAUCUGGGAGACUAGUUAAUUAAAUUUAGUUUGAAGUUAACUUCAAACUCUGCCCAUAAUUG
This is a messenger RNA of Amyelois transitella, 1213 nucleotides long. RefSeq names its product homologous-pairing protein 2 homolog. The record is from RefSeq and is a predicted model, not a curated record. Bases 186 to 737 code for a protein of 183 amino acids. Gene Ontology annotation, biological process: meiotic joint molecule formation; meiotic strand invasion involved in reciprocal meiotic recombination; homologous chromosome pairing at meiosis. NCBI's taxonomy places the organism in Eukaryota, Metazoa, Arthropoda, Insecta, Lepidoptera, Pyralidae. Gene Ontology annotation, molecular function: double-stranded DNA binding; recombinase activator activity. Gene Ontology annotation, cellular component: condensed nuclear chromosome; DNA recombinase auxiliary factor complex. The transcript is spliced from 4 exons.